UAUUUGUUUUCAAAAAAAAAAAAAAUGGUGUCAAAUUCGUGUUACAGUUCUUUGGUUCGAGCUAUAAAUACGAAUCCUCUUGUUCGCUUUUCCACAUUCAAAUAUCCAAUCUCUUCACCUUUGAAUAAUCGUUUGUUGAAGCUACCCAACAAGAGUCUCUGUUCUUUUGGUUUCGGAACUCGCAGAUUCAAAUCGGGACAGGCAUUGCGUGCGUUAGCUUUUCAGGAAACCGAGCAAAGUGCUUCGAAUAGCGAACAUCUAUACAAGGAAGAAGAAGAAGAAGAAGAAGGAGAAAUGACGAUUAAACCGGCGGUACGGAUCGCCAACCGGAAGCUAAUCGUAAAGGACCGUACGAUCCUAACCGGAGUACCGGAGAAUGUGAUAUCCACGUCCGGUUCGGAUUCCGGUCCGGCGGAGGGCGUUUUCCUCGGCGCCUUUUUCGGAGAAGACAAAAGCCGCCACGUCAUCAGCCUUGGGACGCUCCGUGACGUCCGGUUCAUGGCGUGCUUUAGGUUCAAGCUCUGGUGGAUGGCGCAGAAGAUGGGAGACAAAGGGAGUGAAAUUCCUCUCGAGACUCAAUUCCUAUUGAUCGAAACCAAAGACGGGUCCCACCUCGAACCGGACGGCACUGGAGACGACGACAACAAGAUCGUCUACACCGUGUUCCUUCCGCUGAUCGAAGGCUCCUUCCGUGCUUGCCUGCAGGGAAACGACAACGACGAGUUGGAGCUCUGUCUAGAAAGUGGAGACUCGGAUACUAAAGCGUCGUCGUUUAAUCAUUCCCUGUUCAUCCACUCCGGCGCCGACCCGUUCUUGGCGAUCACGGAAGCGAUCACGGCGGUUAAAUUGCAUCUCAAGACGUUCCGGCUGCGGCAUGAGAAGAAGGUCCCGGGGAUUGUGGACUACUUUGGGUGGUGCACAUGGGAUGCCUUUUAUCAGGAGGUGACGCAAGAGGGAGUUGAGGCAGGAAUUAAGUCUCUUUCAGAGGGUGGUGCCCCUCCGAAGUUCGUGAUCAUCGACGACGGAUGGCAAUCAGUUGGAGCCGAUGAGGCGGGGAGGAGUGACGAUGAGUUGCUCCGCUUGACGGGGAUUAAAGAGAAUGCCAAGUUUCAAAACAAGGAUGACCCUGCUAUGGGGAUAAAGAACAUUGUUGGAAUUGCCAAAGAGAAGCUUGGUUUGAAGUAUGUUUAUGUGUGGCACGCCAUAACUGGGUACUGGGGAGGGGUUCGUCCCGGGGUGAAGGAGAUGGAGGAGUACGAUUCAGCGAUGAAGUAUCCGGUGGUGUCAAAGGGGGUUGUCGAGAAUGAGCCGGUGUGGAAGACAGAUAAGAUGGCUGUGAAGGGAUUGGGGCUGGUGAAUCCCAAGAAUGUGUACAGGUUUUACAAUGAGCUUCACGGUUACUUGGCGGCUGCUGGUGUAGAUGGAGUUAAGGUGGAUGUGCAGUGCAUCUUGGAGACACUCGGCGCAGGGUUCGGCGGCCGGGUUGAGCUGACAAGGCAGUAUCAUCAGGCAUUGGAUGCUUCCGUCACGAGGAACUUCCCGGACAACGGAUGCAUCGCUUGUAUGAGCCACAACACCGAUGCGCUCUACUGUUCAAAGCAGACAGCAAUCGUGAGGGCAUCGGAUGAUUUCUUCCCGCGUGACCCAAUGUCACACACAAUUCACAUAGCGGCGGUGGCCUAUAACAGUGUGUUUUUGGGGGAGAUUAUGCAGCCUGAUUGGGACAUGUUCCACUCUCAACAUCCCGCCGGAGAAUACCAUGCCUCUGCGAGAGCCAUAAGCGGUGGCCCCAUUUAUGUCAGUGAUGCGCCUGGGAAGCACGACUUUGAGCUCCUAAAGAAGCUUGUUUUACCAGAUGGGUCUGUCCUCAGAACACGCUUGCCCGGCCGGCCUACUCGGGACUGCUUAUUCUCUGACCCGGCAAGAGAUGGAAUCAGCUUGUUGAAGAUAUGGAGCAUGAACAAGUACACUGGCGUACUGGGAGUCUUUAACUGCCAAGGCGCUGCAUGGAGUAGUAUGGAGAGGAAGAACGCAUUCCAUCCAAUGACGUCAGAGGCCAUUACCAGCUAUGUCAGAGGCCGUGAUGUCCACCUCAUUGCCGAGGCUGCCACCGACUCUGAUUGGGACGGUGAAUGUGCGGUGUAUUGCUUCCACUCUGGCGAGGUUGUCACCCUUCCUUACAACGCUAUGAUGCCAGUGUCUCUUAAGGUUCUAGAGCAUGACAUAUACACCGUCACUCCCGUCAAGGUCUUGACUCCGGGAUUCAGUUUUGCCCCAUUAGGACUCAUCAACAUGUACAACCCAGGCGGAGCCAUCGAACGACUGAGCUACGAAGCAAAAAGUGGAUUUCAGCUGUCAGAGCUCGAGAUUGGAUUCAAAGAGGAUGGAAACGUUGAGAGGGAAGUAGAGAAUCGAAGCUCUGAGCUGGUGGGGAUAGUUCAUUUGGAGGUGAAAGGGUGUGGCAAAUUUGGAGCAUAUUCUUCGGCCAAGCCAAGAAGAUGCAUUGUUGAUUCUCAAGUGGUUGAUUUCUCCUAUGAUUCAUUAUGUGGAUUGAUGACUUUCAGUUUAGAUAAUUUGCCUGAAGGAAUGAGAGUUCAUGAUGUUAAGGUUGAGUUAUAAGCGAUUAUUGGUGUCAUUAGGCUAGAUCAUUAAAGGAGAGUUGAUUCUUUGUGGAAUGGUUCCCCAUUUUUCUUUUGAUAAAUUUCUUGUACCCAUGAGCUGAUAUGAUUGCAUUGUUUGGGAAGUAAAAGAGAAUUUGAAUAACUUACCUUGAUCUCUUAUUGCUAUUGAGCA
This is a messenger RNA of Morus notabilis, 2793 nucleotides long. RefSeq names its product probable galactinol--sucrose galactosyltransferase 6. The record is from RefSeq and is a predicted model, not a curated record. Bases 25 to 2619 code for a protein of 864 amino acids. NCBI's taxonomy places the organism in Eukaryota, Viridiplantae, Streptophyta, Magnoliopsida, Rosales, Moraceae. The transcript is spliced from 6 exons.